CCGCCCCCGGCCGCGCCCGCGCGCUCCCCGCGGCCGCCGGAGGCGCCGGGACCCGGGAGUCGGCGGCGCGGGCGCGACCUGCAGGGGCCACCAUGGAUCUUGUCCUCAAUGCUGCGGAUUAUUAUUUUUUUACACCUUACGUAUACCCAACCACUUGGCCAGAAGGUGACAUUUUCCGACAAAUUAUUAGCCUCCUGAUUAUAACGAAUCUCGGUGGUUAUACUAUUUAUUUCUUCUUUGCAACACUAAGCUAUUACUUUGUCUUUGAUCAUUCAAUGAUGAAACAUCCACAGUUUUUAAAGAAUCAGAUCUCGCGGGAGAUCGCGCUCACUGUGCGGUCGCUGCCCUGGAUCAGCAUCCCCACCGUCUCGCUCUUCCUGCUGGAGCUGAGGGGCUACAGCAAGUUGUAUGAUGACAUCGGAGAGUUUCCCAGCGGCUGGAUCCAGCUCAUUGUUAGUGUCCUGUCCUUCCUCUUCUUCACUGACAUGAUGAUCUACUGGAUCCACAGAGGCCUUCACCACAAACUUCUGUAUAAGCAUUUACACAAGCCCCAUCAUCUCUGGAAGAUUCCCACUCCAUUUGCAAGUCAUGCCUUCCAGCCCAUGGACGGCUUCCUGCAGAGUCUCCCGUACCACAUCUACCCUUUCGUCUUCCCGCUGCACAAGGUCGUGUACUUAGGAUUGUACAUCCUGGUCAACGUCUGGACGAUCUCCAUCCACGACGGGGAUUUCCGUGUCCCCCAGAUCUUACGGCCGUUCAUCAACGGCUCAGCGCACCACACCGACCACCACGUCUUCUUCGAGUACAAUUAUGGACAGUAUUUCACACUGUGGGAUAGGAUCGGAGGCACAUUCAAGAACCCCUCCUCCUUUGAAGGGAAGGGCCCAGCGGAUUAUGUGAAGAGCAUGCAAGACGGAAAGCGCGACAGCCGGGCGGAAAACGGUUGCAAAAAGGAAAACUUAACCAAUGGCACCUGUGCGAAGACCGAGUAGGUUCUGACCCAGAGAAGUAUCUUUAACAGAGAAAGAGAAUCCACGGCCCAGAGAAAUAGCGAGUCCAUGGCACCAUUUGAAAACCAGCAGCGUGGGCACUGCUGUGGGACGAUCAGGCUGGCAGACCAAAGGGAAAAUCAAAUCUCAUGCUUAGAACGCUCGGUGUGAUGUAAAGAGGCACAUGUGUCCCUUCAGCUAGCAAGUCUGCUGCGUGCCGCCUCAACCACAAUUUUCCAAAAGAUAGAGAAUAAGUAAUCUCGGGGACCGAGUCCUGCCCUUUGGCCUUAAUCCGCCCGAAUGCGUUAAGAAACACUCAGCGUGCUUAGUGCCCGUCCCCAGCACCUCUGCAAAAAUACCGACCCAGAGAUGGGUCCUUGUUUCAGCACUGUCGGCUGAAUGAUGCCAGCGGGGCCCUUGGGUCAAGCGGGGACAUCCAAGAAACAGGAUGCUGACGCGACAUUGGCGGUUUCGUCAGUUCCCUAAGAAAUAGGCAGGUGGAACGAAAUGAAGCACCUUCCUACACACAGGAAGCGAUUUGACGUAAUCAGCUAUUAGAUUUUGACUGAGAAGUUCAAAUUUUUUUAAAAAACGAUCAUGACUAUGACUGAGUCCAGAUCUGGGGUGAUCUCAUUAUAGGUUUCCAUGGUUAUUUAAAACCAUUUUAAUAAGUGUAAAAUUAUGUGAAUCUGAAUGUAUUUGGAAAGAGAAAUUUGAUGCCCAAAUCAUAUAUUUGACACUGCUGUUUUUUUAAAUUAAAUUGAUGCACUGCACUUUUGAUAUAUUUCAAAGUUACAAACCUAUAAUUUUUCUAUUAAAAAGAAAUAAUUGCCAAAUAGCUAAGCUUCUAACUGAAGGCUAGUUUUGAAUUCUUCCUCCUGGCCCCUUGCCUUUUCCCCACCUUUGGAAAAAAAAAAAAUCUUUCAUAAAUGCUGUGGGUUGUAACAAAUAUAUUGGGAAAACAUGGUUUGCAAAGGCAUCCUAUGCACUAUUUAUGUAAAAUCAAUAAAAGUUGAUUAUGACUAUUAAACCGUAUCAGC
Molecule: messenger RNA, 2029 nt
Organism: Sorex araneus (European shrew)
Lineage: Eukaryota; Metazoa; Chordata; Mammalia; Eulipotyphla; Soricidae
Gene: SC5D
Product: sterol-C5-desaturase
Exons: 5
Coding region: 93-992 (299 amino acids)
Molecular function (GO): iron ion binding; oxidoreductase activity
Source: RefSeq, a predicted model, not a curated record